Molecule: messenger RNA, 4624 nt
Organism: Thamnophis elegans (Western terrestrial garter snake)
Lineage: Eukaryota; Metazoa; Chordata; Lepidosauria; Squamata; Natricidae
Gene: ZBTB17
Product: zinc finger and BTB domain containing 17
Exons: 15
Coding region: 861-3290 (809 amino acids)
Biological process (GO): regulation of transcription by RNA polymerase II
Molecular function (GO): DNA-binding transcription factor activity, RNA polymerase II-specific; RNA polymerase II cis-regulatory region sequence-specific DNA binding; protein binding
Source: RefSeq, a predicted model, not a curated record
UAUAAUGCAAUGUAAUUUAAUAUAAUAAACCUGUAGGUAUGUACAUAUAUAUUCAUAAAGGAAAUGAAACUAAACUUGCCAACUUAAAUGGAUAAGUAAUGAAAAUUUAAAAUUUGACAAAUGACACAAAUAACUGUUCGCUGAGUUUCAGAUUCAUGAAGGUUACAAGCCUGCAAGGCGGUUUUGCUAUACACACAAAGUAUAGAGUAUGAAGCGUAUACAUCCAAUACUGUUUUUAUUUUUUUUUAAAAAUGGUUUUGUUAAAAAAAAUAUUCUCCCCUUCAUGGGCCCCCUUUGAGCCCGGGGACAAUGUACCCGCUGCACCCCUCCCUCUCCUCAGGCCGGCGGGGGCUGUUGACAGGAUCCACACGGCUCUGUUGGCAAAACACGGGAGCAGCUCCAGAAACCGCCGCGCCCUCCGGCAGCUGCCGGGGAGGUUUCCCUUUCAGCGGUGGAUGGGAUGGAGGGCGAGGCUUCCGAGGUUACCUCAGCCCCCCGCACGGAUGACGUCUCCGGGGGAGCCGAGAAAGCGGAUGGUUCCUCCCCCCCCCCACCCCCUCCACAGGCUUCGGGCCUAGCCGUAGCCUCCUCGGCGCUUUGGUCGUCAUGGCGACGGGACCUGCGCGGCUGCUGCUUCAGAGGCUUAACGCGCCUGCGCACCUGAUCUGGACGCGUGGAGGAGGAGAAAGGAGGAAGAACGGGUCUCAGCCCUCGGCGCCUGCGCACGUCGUUGCCGUAAAAAAGAGGGCACCCUCCGCUCUUGGCGCCGCUUCCGCCCGGCCGCAAAAUGGCGGCGCCCUUUGUCUAUUCCGUGUCACCAUGAUCGCCGCCGCCACUGGGAUGAUGUGACGCUCGUGGGGAUGGCAGCCAUGGACUUCCCGCAGCACAGUCAGCAAGUCCUGGAGCAACUGAACCAGCAGCGGCAGCUGGGCCUGCUGUGUGACUGCACCUUCGUGGUGGACGGCAUCGACUUCAAGGCCCAUAAGGCCGUGCUGGCGGCCUGCAGCGAGUACUUCAGGAUGCUCUUCGUGGACCAGAAGGAUGUGGUGCACCUGGACAUCAGCAACGCGGCAGGUCUGGAGCAUGUGCUGGAAUUCAUGUAUACGGCCAAGCUGACCCUCAGCCCGGAGAACGUGGAGGACGUUUUGGCCGUGGGCAGCUUCCUUCAGAUGCAGGAAGUCGUCCAAGCCUGCAACACGCUAAGGGCCCUCUCGGCACCAGCUGGCCUGGAGAUCCCCGUAGUGGCUGGGCAGGAGAAAACAACUAACAGCAGGCACAAAGCAGAGUUGGAAGCCCCCAAGGAGCAGGAGGAGCCAGUAUCCUCUGGCAGCCCCAAGCCGGCCGAAGUGGCCCAUCCUGCCGAGGACCCGAAGGAUGAGGCGAUAGUGGUGGAAGGGACCGAGGCUGGUCAAAGGCCAGAUGCAGGCGCAACGGGCCACGGGGAGGCCGAGGGACCGCCGGAGGAACUGCAGUUUGGCCUCUCCCCCCACGAAGAAAGCAGCCCCAUCAUCUCCACUCUUCCUUCUCAGGCCAGGGAAGCUGACCCUCCGACACUGAAAGUCCCUGCCGAGAUGGAGGUGGAGCUGGAAGGCCACGAAGAGGAGGAAGACGACCCACCCUCUGAGGUGGAGGGCAACAGCCAGACUGCAGAGGAGCCCGAGCAGACCCUCCUGACCAAUGGCAGCAUCCCUGAGGACUUCGACUCCGGCGGCAGCGAUUCAGGGCAGGAAAAUGUGGGAGAGGCCAGGCUGCUGCGCUCGGGGACGUACAGUGACAGGACAGAGUCCAAAGCAUACGGCUCUGUGACCCACAAGUGUGAGGACUGCGGAAAGGAAUUCACCCACACGGGCAACUUCAAGCGCCAUAUCCGUAUCCACACGGGAGAGAAGCCCUUCUCCUGCCGGGAAUGCAGCAAGGCCUUUUCUGACCCCGCAGCCUGCAAAGCGCAUGAGAAGACUCACAGCCCGCUCAAGCCCUACAGCUGCGAGGAAUGUGGCAAGAGCUACCGCCUUCUCAGCCUGCUGAACCUGCACAAGAAGCGCCACACGGGGGAGGCCAGGUACCGCUGCGAAGACUGCGGGAAGCUCUUCACCACCUCGGGCAACCUGAAGCGCCACCAGUUGGUGCACAGUGGGGAGAAGCCCUACCAGUGUGACUACUGCGGGCGCUCCUUCUCCGACCCAACCUCCAAAAUGCGGCACCUCGAGACGCACGACACUGACAAAGAGCACCAGUGCCCUCACUGCGAGAAGAUGUUCAACCAGGUGGGGAACCUCAAAGCGCACUUGAAGAUCCACAUUGCAGACGGUCCGCUGAAGUGCCGUGAGUGUGGGAAGCAGUUCACGACCUCAGGUAACUUGAAGCGGCAUCUCCGCAUCCACAGUGGAGAGAAACCGUACAUCUGCGUGCACUGCCAGCGCCAAUUUGCUGACCCAGGGGCCCUCCAGCGGCACGUUCGCAUCCACACAGGCGAGAAACCCUGCCAGUGCAUAAUUUGUGGGAAAGCCUUCACCCAAGCCAGCUCUCUAAUAGCUCACGUGCGCCAGCACACCGGGGAAAAACCCUACGUUUGUGAACGCUGCGGCAAAAGAUUUGUCCAGUCCAGUCAGCUGGCCAAUCACAUCCGUCACCACGACAAUAUCCGCCCUCACAAGUGCAGCGUCUGCAGCAAAGCUUUCGUCAACGUGGGCGAUCUGUCCAAGCACUUCAUCAUCCACACAGGGGAAAAGCCGUUCCUGUGCGACAAGUGCGGCCGCGGCUUCAACCGGGUGGAUAACCUCCGCUCCCAUGUCAAGACGGUCCACCAAGGCAAAGCAGGGAUGAAGCUCCUGGAAGCCAGCGAAGGUGAUGAGCUCAACAUCGUCACCGUGGCCUCAGAGGAGAUGGUGACGCUGGCCACGGAAGCCCUAGCCGCCACAGCGGUCACCCAGCUCACCGUUGUUCCCGUCUCAGCACCUGUCACCGCAGACGAGACAGAAGCGCUCAAGGCCGAGAUCACCAAGGCCGUGAAACAGGUCCAAGAGGCAGACCCCAACACCCAAAUCCUCUACGCCUGCGACUCCUGCGGAGAGAAGUUCCUGGAUGCCAACAGCCUGGCUCAGCACGUGCGCAUUCACACAGCCCAAGCCCUGGUUAUGUUCCAGGCAGACACGGACUUUUACCAACAGUACAACACCUCCACCGCUUGGCACGGCGAGCAGGUCAUCCCGUCGGGAGAGUUACUCUUCCGGGCACGGGACAGCAGCGAAGCAUCGCCAGCCUUGUCAGAGGCCCCGCCCGCUGGAGAGUAAUGGCGGAGGCUGCUCCGCCACAAGAUUUGACACCCCAAAGGAACAGUUUGGAGUGGGGGGAAAAGCGCCCCUCAUGCCCAGAGACUCCGCUCCAACCGGCCGUAGCCUCCCAUCGUGCUGAACAUUCCGGCAUUGCUCACCAACCCAUUAUUUAAAGCUACAUGAAAACUGAUGUUAAAAAAAAUAUUUCUGUAUUGGAGAGAGACUACAUCCGUGUUAAUACUGAGGAAAUAAAAGGCUGUUAUUUUCUAUGUUUGAAAUGAAAGCUGGCUUGGCUGAGUUGUGUUUUUCAGCCAAGGGUUCCCAAGCUUUUCUUCUUCCGUUGGGUCUCCCGGGCUCAACACAGGAGGCCUCUGUUCCGUCAACCAGAUCCCGACAGCCAGCCAACGGCUUCCAGCGGCCUCCGAAGGAGAAGUCGCGGCUGCUUCUUCCAAGGGAGAAAGAGGGGCGGAACGGACGGCUAACCGAAAUGCAGCCUGGGCACCCCAAUUUCCUGCAGAGAACGGUUUAAACACCAGGGUGUUUUGUCUUUUUUAAUAAAGUCUGUAUUCCAAUGGACACACAAAACAAAACUGCGCUGAGAAAAACAGUUCCAUAAAUUAAGUCUUAGGAGUAGAAGGACCAAGAUAAAAAGUCUGUACAGUGGGUGAAACCUUCCAUGGGCGGAGCGGAGAUGGGGUGGGGUGGGGUAGGCCCAGGUCUAAAUGAAGCGCACUUACAAAUGAGUGACAAAUACAAAGUCGGAGUAUGAAAAUAAGAUUUUCUUUGAAAACACAUCUCUUUUUGGCACAGAUUAAAAAAAAAGUAUGUUGUGGGGAUCAGAUUUCUUUUAGAGUUUUUUUAUAUUUCAAUAUAUAUAUAUAUAUAUAUAUAUAUAUAUAUAUAUAUAUAUAUAUAUAUAUAUAUAUAUAUAUAUGAAAUAUUAUUUAUAUAUAUAUAUAUUUAUAUAUACACACACCCACGGAGUCCUGCAUAAUACCACCAAGAAGGAAAAAUAGCUCUCCUUUUUAUGCUCUGCUUUGUUUCAGUGUAAACUGUACAUCCAGGAUGGAGGAGGAAAAACUGCAGGGGGAAGGGGGCAGCAGAAAGUCGGGGGUGGGGAGAGGCUUUUCCUGGAGAGCGUGAAAUGCUCCUUGACCCACAGACUGGAGCGGAAAGUCCUGCCAUUCAGAGUCCACGCCGCCAGCUGCUGUGUGUGUGUAUUGAGACAUCCACCUAGCAUACCACAACAAUUCUUUCAACUGUGCAAAAGUCCAAAGUCGCAAAUUUAGUGCAAAGGCAGUUCCGGUUCAUCCUCUUCCUCGUUUUCUAGAGUUAGCUUGUCCCCCCCCCCC